ACUUCUCCCCGUACGCCAUAUUGAGUUUGAGAGGGGAAGAUGAUAGGACGAGCGGCUGGACUGCUGUCGUCUUGCAGGGGAACACAAUGAGAACUUAGCAAAGCUGUCUUUCCGGAAUAUGAAAGGGACAACGUAGAGAUUCUGAUUUUGUCAGUGUUAAAAGUGUUGACUCGAUUGUGAGCCGCCUGCUUGACAGGAUAUUUCUGUUUGGUGUUCUCCCUCCUCCCCCCUCCCCGCUUCUGCCUCUCUUUAACUUGCGGUGGAAGCAAGUUUGUGCCCGGCUCUGCUCCGUUUACAGUUCGGGCAAUCCGCACAUUUUUACGUUUAAUGACGAGCCUUCCCGCGGGCAUCUCUCGCUUCUUGCUCAGCCUUCCUCGUAUUUUUCCUGUGAAUCGGGAAGACAGAACUGGUGGUUGGUUCUGAGUUUCUGUUUGUUUAUUUUUCCCUUCCUUUUUGGAUUGAAUUCCGUCCCUUGCGCCGGGGGAGUUUGGAGACUGAACAGAUUGAUCUGCGAAUAUUCCAGGCAGUCGUCGUCUCAUAAACGGAUACUAUUAAAAAUGUCAAGCUGUAUACCGGCGGACAUGAUUAACUUACGACUCAUUUUGGUGAGUGGAAAAACAAAAGAAUUUCUGUUUUCACCCAAUGAUUCAGCAGCAGACAUUGCCAAACAUGUGUAUGAAAAUUGGCCAAUGGAUUGGGAAGAUGAAUUGGUCAGCAGUCCAAGCAUCCUUAGGCUUAUCUACCAAGGAAGAUUUCUACAUGGAAAUGUGACUCUGGGAGCAUUAAAGCUUCCUCUUGGUAAAACUACUGUGAUGCAUUUGGUCGCAAGAGAGACAUUGCCAGAGCCAAAUUCCCAGGGUCAAAGGAACCGUGAAAAGACUGGAGAGAGCAAUUGUUGUGUGAUUCUGUAAAUACUUUGACUAAUUGCUAACCGUGAUGUAAUAUAGUUCUUGUCAUUCAUGCUGCUGGUAUAGAAAAGAAGUAACGUUGCUUCAAAGACCUUUUAUAAAAACAAAUCUGAUUGGUCAUGAAAACAAUAUUAAAAACUGGAGCAUUACUGUUUAGGUUAUUUUAAAUCUGUUUUCUGUGGUGUUCAUUUUUUAAUUUUGUACGGUAGUAAUGCCGUCUGUAGUUUCUGUAUUUAUUUAUAUAGGUAUAUACAGAUAAAAUUACACAGAAGAAUUUCCACACCACUGAAUCCAUUCAGUUCUCACUGUACUUAAUAGAAAUGGAAGGUAUAUAUCAUGGCUUUUUUAAAAGUUCUUUUUUGAAAGUCCAGGCACUUCCUGGAGAAAGUUUAUACUGUUGACUGCAGUGUCAAUGUUGCUUUGUUUAACCAGAUGAUGAAGCCAGAUUUACUGAAAGAUUAAAUUACAUGAAAGACUUGGUAGAUGAUUGUGAAGUGAUUUUUGUUCUUCUAAUCCUCAGUGAUCGCUUGCAAGUUCCAUACCCAUUAAAGUCCAAGUAUGUCUGCUGCUCAAAGUAAAGUGGACAUACCUGUAUUUUGAUGAGAGCUUGUAGAUUUAAUUUCAAAGAUUCUUUCUCUUUAUAUACUGUUUUAAUGCGGCAAUACCUGCAUCAGCUUAAUUUGUUGUACCAAGUAAAUCUUGCAGCAUACACCAGUGCAUUGAGUGCAUUUGUAGCCUUAAUGAGAGAGGGAAAAGCUUUUUUGAAGCAUCUUUCUCACUGCUGUGUACAGUUACUGUAUUUGUAGUAAAGUCUCAUUAAUCAUCUUGCCUUUUUUUUUAAUCUUAUAACCUUACUGUCGACUACUCGCUUAUUUUUAACCCAUUACAAAUUUGAAAUCUAAUGGGAGAAAGUCACUCAUUAAGCAUUAGCACAUGUUCUUUCUCUGUAAUACAAUAAACUAUUUUAGUACUUUUAAUAUUUUGCUUUUCUGUAUUUAGUGCUUGCAAUGAUACAAAAGAUAGGGAAAUUUAAAUUAUCAAAGGACCUAAUUUGUGAAAGUUGGUCUUCCCUUCCCUUUUGUAUAAAUUACAAAUGAUAUGCUAAUUAAAACCUAGAGAAUUUUGCACAGCACUGGAGCAUGAGCUACUUUCAUCUGAACCUGUAAAAAAAAAAUAAAGUUUUUAUAUUUUUCAGUGGGAGGAGUUUCUUCCCAGCUGAAUUACAGAUAUGUAGAAUAUAUUUAAUAAGAAUCUUAUACAGUACAUGAGUAUAGAACUUAUUAACAAGUAUAGAUUUGCUUGUAGUAUAAUAGAAUAUACCAUGUAAGUAACAUUGGCAACUUUAAAAAGUCACAGGUUGACAUUGUGUUCUGUAUCUAAUAAAAGCAUCUGCUCAGAUUGAACUCAAUGGUAUAUGUCAUAGUUAGGUAGACAUAAUGUUUUUUCAUUUACCUGUGUUAAUUGCUUUUAAAAUGCUUUACAUGCUGUAGUUCUACAAAAUAUUGUUCAUAUUGAUCAGGAUCAAAUUUGUAUAGAGCUGAGUUUUGCAAUGAUUGUAAAUAUCACUGAACAUUUUCUUUCUGCAACCUGUACU
Hemiscyllium ocellatum (epaulette shark) is the source of this 2502-nucleotide messenger RNA. It is a transcript of the gene ubl3a, whose product is annotated as ubiquitin-like 3a. Bases 558 to 911 code for a protein of 117 amino acids. The transcript has 5 exons. NCBI's taxonomy places the organism in Eukaryota, Metazoa, Chordata, Chondrichthyes, Orectolobiformes, Hemiscylliidae. Gene Ontology annotation, molecular function: protein binding. The record is from RefSeq and is a predicted model, not a curated record.